UUCAUUGAUCAAAUUUUGGAAAAUCAAUCACAAUUAGCCUUAGACUAUUAACUCCUGGAUUUACUGUGCUGCUGUGUUAUACAUAAUACAUACACCGUACGGCCGCGGAAACCCCAAAUUUAACACCAAACCCCAAAUUCAACACCAAAUUGUCACUGGGGUUUUCUUGUUAGCUUGCUCGCAAUCUCUCUUUAAUCAUGGAUCUCUUACGCUCGUAUGCCGACGAUGAAGAGCAGAAAUCCGAAGAAAAACCGCAAUCCUCCAACCAAAGCCCUAAUUCCCAACAAUUGGACAAUUCGGGUCACUCCUCUCCAGAUUCAUCCCCGGUUCGGAUGUCGCUCCCGUCCAAAUCCGCCGCUCCGAAAGUCGACGACACCAUGUUGUCCCUAACAGUCGCCGGCGGCGCAGCUCGGGCGCUUUCGAAGCCCCUCGAUCCGACUCAACACACGGUCUCCUAUAAUCCCACUUAUGACCAGCUCUGGGCGCCAAUCUACGGCCCCGCGCACCCUUAUGCGAAGGACGGCCUCGCGCAGGGCCUCCGCAAUCACAAGCUGGGAUUCGUUGAAAACGCCGCUAUUGAGCCGUUCGUGUUCGACGAGCAGUAUAAUACGUUUCAGAAAUACGGUUAUGCAUUUGACCCCUCGGCGAAUCACUAUGUAGGGGAUAUGGAUGUUUUGAAGAAGAAUGACGCGAUUUCAGUGUAUAAUAUACCGCAGCACGAGCAGAAGAAGAGGAAGCUCGAGAAGAAGAAGGAGAUGAUGGAGAAUGAGCAGGGAGAGGGGGAGGAGGAGGAUGUUGAUAUGACGGAAGUGGACAAUCCGGCCACCGAGACGUGGUUGAGGAAGAAUAGGAAGAGCCCUUGGUCUGGGAAGAAAGAGGGUUUGCAAGCUGAGCUUACUGAUGAGCAGAAGAAGUAUGCUGAAGAGUAUGCCAAGAAGAAGGGCGAGGAGAAAGGUGAAAGAGAAAAGGGAGAGCCUUUGGUUGAGAAGAGCACUUUUCAUGGUAAGGAAGAGAGGGAUUAUCAGGGUAGGUCAUGGAUUGCACCUCCUAAGGACGCCAAGCCACAGAAUGAUCAUUGUUAUAUUCCAAAGAGAUUAGUGCAUACUUGGAGUGGCCACACGAAAGGAGUUUCCGCCAUUAGGUUCUUCCCCAAGCAUGGCCAUUUGAUUCUUUCUGCUGGAAUGGAUACGAAAGUGAAGAUUUGGGAUGUUUUCAAUUCAGGCAAGUGCAUGAGGACUUACAUGGGGCACUCGAAGGCUGUGAGAGAUAUUUGGUUUAGCAAUGAUGGGACUAAAUUUUUAACUGCUAGCUAUGAUAAAAAUAUCAAGUAUUGGGAUACAGAGACUGGAAAGGUGAUAUCUACAUUUUCGACGGGGAAGGUACCUUAUGUGGUGAGGCUUAAUCCUGAUGAGGAUAAACAGAAUGUGCUUUUGGCGGGUAUGAGUGAUAAGAAGAUAGUACAGUGGGAUAUGAACUCUGGGCAGAUUACUCAGGAGUAUGAUCAGCAUCUUGGAGCAGUUAAUACAAUCACAUUUGUGGAUGAUAAUAGGAGGUUUGUAACUUCUAGUGAUGAUAAAUCCCUCCGGGUAUGGGAGUUUGGCAUUCCUGUUGUUAUAAAGUACAUUAGUGAACCCCAUAUGCAUUCUAUGCCCUCCAUUUCACCACAUCCAAAUGGGAACUGGCUUGCGGCCCAGAGUUUGGAUAAUCAAAUCCUUAUCUAUAGUACCAGGGAGAGGUUCCAGCUGAACAAGAAGAAGAGAUUUGCUGGACAUAUUGUAGCUGGGUAUGCCUGUCAGGUUAAUUUCUCACCUGAUGGGCGGUUUGUCAUGUCAGGAGAUGGUGAAGGUAGAUGCUGGUUUUGGGAUUGGAAGAGUUGCAAAGUCUUUAGAACUCUUAAGUGUCAUGAUGGGGUAUGCAUUGGUGCUGCGUGGCAUCCUUUGGAGCAAAGUAAAGUUGCUACCUGUGGCUGGGAUGGCUUGAUCAAAUACUGGGACUAAACAAUGGGAUGCGAAGCUUGUCGUUUGUUUUUAUUAAUCAUCUCAUUCACGGAAGAGCUUCAUUAAUCGAUAAGUUCAGUUGGAAUUUGUCAGUGUAUUUUCAAAUCUCAUUUGGAGUAAGAUAUAUCAGAAAUCUGUAUGAGCUCGAAUGCUUCCUCGCAAUUUACAGGUUCAAACACCUUCCAUAUGUGUGCAUGCUAGAAGAAAAACAUCAAUCCUAACUUGGUGCCCUUGCUUGCAUCCCCUUCUAUCUCUACUUGAUGAUGAUCAAUUUUGCGCCAUACAGAAUUGUCUGAUAGGCUGUCCAGGAAGUUGUUGAGUUGUAUUAUAUUGCACUCUUUCCUGUAUUAUUGGCACUGGUCUGUUUUAAUGAGUUGUAGGCUAAAAUAGGAUAGAACAAAGUGCAAAAUUCACUUUGAUCGACUGUAAUUUGUUAUAGCAAUUUUUAUUUGACUAGCGGAUUCCCCUACAUUUUGCCCAUCUUGUAUUUGGCGUGUGUUGGAUUUGUAAGAAUCUACAGAAGUGAGUGUAGUAAUGAGAGUAUGUGUGUAGAAAGAUAGUUUUUUUUUUU
Molecule: messenger RNA, 2568 nt
Organism: Ipomoea nil (Japanese morning glory)
Lineage: Eukaryota; Viridiplantae; Streptophyta; Magnoliopsida; Solanales; Convolvulaceae
Product: pre-mRNA-processing factor 17-like
Exons: 2
Coding region: 198-1997 (599 amino acids)
Biological process (GO): mRNA splicing, via spliceosome
Cellular component (GO): catalytic step 2 spliceosome
Molecular function (GO): protein binding; mRNA binding
Source: RefSeq, a predicted model, not a curated record